Messenger RNA from Lachnellula hyalina, 1194 nucleotides. RefSeq lists its product as uncharacterized. Gene Ontology annotation, molecular function: protein serine/threonine kinase activity. NCBI's taxonomy places the organism in Eukaryota, Fungi, Ascomycota, Leotiomycetes, Helotiales, Lachnaceae. The transcript has a single exon. Gene Ontology annotation, biological process: protein phosphorylation; positive regulation of Ras protein signal transduction. The coding region runs from base 1 to 1194 and encodes 397 amino acids. The record is from RefSeq and is a predicted model, not a curated record.
AUGAGUUUCAAACGCUCAGCCGCACACACAAGCGGCAUAAAGAAGCGCUCCAAACCAGCCGCCUUCAAACGCUCAUCAUCCGGCACAAACCCAUACUCCUCCCUCGGCCGCAGUAAAUCCAUCCCCCGCUUGAAAUCCUCCGCCUCCACCUCUCGGCUCGAAGAAGAAGAAGACUUCCUUUCCUCUGAACGUCUUGACGAUAUCGGCCUCAUACAAGCCUUAUCCACUGAUCUCACCCUCCGCGAUGUACCCCAAGCAAUAUUAUAUAUCCGAGGCAAAAUGUGGGCUCCGAUGCCCGAGCAACGGACUGGCAUGAAUUCCGAGCGUAUAGCAGAGGUUUUGAACUUCCGCCUUGCCCUGCCGCCCCUUGUCACGGUCUCGCAUUUACAGGCUUUAUUGAACUCGGCGACGGCAGUGGAGAAGGAGAUUGCGGAGCUGGUACGGGGAGGGGCGAUUCGGAAAAUUGUUGUGGGGGGCAGGGGGAAUACGGGGGAGGUGUUGAUGUUGGUUCGGGAUUUGGAGGAGAUGGUUGGGAGGAGUGCGAUGGAGGAUAACGUCAAGGAGAAGUUUCUGGGCGUGUUGAAAGAAAAUCCUACGGCGGUGAAGUUUGAGAGGGGCAUGUUUGCGGGUGAGGAUGCGAAGGCUUUAAUGCGUGUUGGUUUCUUGACUUCGGCUACGGCUUCCUGGACGACUACGGAUGCAUUCUCUAGACCGGCAGAAGGAUCGAGAGGGACUAUGACUUCGAUUAAGAGUAUUUCAAGAGCUGCGUCGGGGUCGAUGGCUGCCGUUGGUGGGGAUGGCGCUGUUCAUGCUGCGGGGGGUAGUGGGGGAGGUGCAAAGUCACUUUCGGGGGUUGUGGAUUUCUCGUUGGCGAUUCCUACUACGGGGCCUUUCCUCAAGCUGGUUGCCAACGCUCGAGCGCAUUUCCUUUCGUUAUUGUCUAAAUCGAGAUAUCGGGAGGCACCUGAACACUUACUCCGGCAACGAUGGGAUGGCGGUAUCGCUGCAGACGAUGCUGCUAGUGAGGCGAGAAGAAAUAGGGGGGAGUUUGCAGGCGUAUCACCUGGGCGAACAAGGAAGUGGAAGCUGUUUUAUGGAGCAACAUAUGAGUGGAUACUUGGCGAAUGUGUUGGAGCUGGACUUGUUGAAGUCUUUGACACUGGGAGCGUAGGCAGGGGUGUUCGAGCAUUAUAA